AUGGCCAAUUCGAAGUUGAAGUAUGACCUCCCUCAUAUCCCUGACGAAUUGUUUUCCAAUCAUAUCCUUCCCCGACUUCCGGUAAAGUCCCUAAUUCGAUUCAAAUCUGUUUGCAAAAGUUGGUAUCUUGUAAUAUCUAGCUCAGGGUUUGUGAAAUCCCAUUUACUCCAUUCAUUAUCAUCUCGUACUUCCUUUUUUUUAAGGGGUCUUCAUAUGAGAGAUGACAGUCUGAUUAGGACUUCUGCUACUGAGUGCUUCCUAUUGUAUUUGGAUGAAAAAAGCAAAAAUGGUCAUAGAUUACUUCAAUUGGAUGGUAAGUUCAUCUUGUGGAACCCAGAAACCAAAUCUAGGCGCGUUAUUGAAACUCCGUCCGUGGAACACUUAACUAAAUGUGGUUUUGGUUAUGCAUCUAAUGUCAAUGAUUAUAAGAUAUUCGCUUCAUUUCAAUCUCUUUAUCGAAAAGAUGGUAUCAAAAGAAUGGAGGCUUGGGUGUUCGAGGUUAGAGGUGGUGAAUGGAACCCGAUACUUGAAUUCCCAACGGAGGUUGGAUAUUUUCCAACGGGUGAUAGUAAUGCUGUUUGUUGUGGUGAUCGUCUGUAUUGGAUAGUCACCGGCUUUAAAGAUAACCACAUUAUGAGUUUCUGUUUGUUGGAUUAUAAAUUCAUAGAUGUGGAGUUCCCGGUCACUAAAAAUAUAAUGUACAAGCUUUAUGUGAGUGAAUGGUGUCUUACUUUGUUUUCUGAGCGUGUAGAUGAGCAAAAUCCCGAUUUCGAAAUUUGGAGAUUGGUGCAACAACAAUCUGGUUUUUGCCAUUCUUGGGUGAAGUGGGUUAGAAUUACUUGGUUCUUCCCACAUGUUCUAGCGUUCUCAUCCUCUGGAAAAUGUCUGGUACACCAUGAAAUUGAUGAGAUAAAGGUGGUUGAUCAUGUUUUUGAUGAGCAUAGACAUGUACAAGGUACGCGUUUUGAAUGGAUACCGAUGCACGCGGAGAGCCAUGUUCAGAGCCUCGUCUCACCCUUUUAA
Messenger RNA from Spinacia oleracea (spinach), 1023 nucleotides. Its product is annotated as F-box protein At3g08750-like. Gene Ontology annotation, molecular function: protein binding. The record is from RefSeq and is a predicted model, not a curated record. NCBI's taxonomy places the organism in Eukaryota, Viridiplantae, Streptophyta, Magnoliopsida, Caryophyllales, Amaranthaceae. Bases 1 to 1023 code for a protein of 340 amino acids. The transcript has 2 exons.